Leptomonas pyrrhocoris is the source of this 1668-nucleotide messenger RNA. Its product is annotated as serine hydroxymethyltransferase (SHMT-S) (SHMT-S). The transcript has a single exon. NCBI's taxonomy places the organism in Eukaryota, Euglenozoa, Kinetoplastea, Trypanosomatida, Trypanosomatidae. The record is from RefSeq and is a predicted model, not a curated record. Gene Ontology annotation, molecular function: pyridoxal phosphate binding; serine binding; glycine hydroxymethyltransferase activity. The coding region runs from base 271 to 1668 and encodes 465 amino acids. Gene Ontology annotation, biological process: tetrahydrofolate interconversion; folic acid metabolic process; L-serine catabolic process. Gene Ontology annotation, cellular component: cytoplasm.
AGCCGCGUCGGCUUAUCCGGCAGUGUUUCAUCGCUCACCUUCGCUACAUUUUUUUUUUUAAACGAAUAUUAUUAUCCUUAUCAUUUUCUAUUUUUCCUUCUCCCCUAUCGUGCCAAAUCGCAAACACCGACAUCCGCGUCAACACAGUACCAGGCUCACUCAAAGGAGAAAAACGAAAGCGACCACCACCACAACGGCAACAGCAAAAACACGUUCACUGUUUUAUUUAUUAUUAUUAUUUUGACUUUCUUUUCUCCUCUCCCACAACCAAUGUCUUCUCUUCUUCCUACAGUGGCGCAGCAGGACCCGGAGCUGGCGGACAUGAUCGAGCUCGAGAUGGGUCGACAGUUCCGCGGGCUGGAGAUGAUUGCGUCGGAAAACUUGACCUCACGGGCCGUCCUCGAGUGCCUGGGGUCGGCCCUCACGAACAAGUACGCGGAGGGCGAGCCGGGCAGCCGCUACUACGGCGGCACCAUGUACGUCGACAAGGUGGAGAAUUUGGCGAAGAAGCGCGCGCUCGCCGCCUUCGGCCUCGACCCGGAGGAGUGGGGCGUCAACGUGCAGCCGUACAGCGGGUCGCCGGCGAACUUCGCGGUGUACACGGCGCUGCUGGAGCCGCACAGCCGCAUUAUGGGCCUCGACCUGCCCAGUGGUGGCCACCUCACCCACGGCUUCUACACCGCCAAGAAGAAGAUCAGCGCCACCUCCAUCUACUUCGAGUCGUUUCCCUACAAGGUGAAGGAGAACGGGCUGAUUGACUACGACAGUCUGGAGUCGAUUGCGCUGACCUACCGGCCCAAGAUGAUCAUCGCAGGCGCCUCCGCCUACGCGCGUGACUUCGACUACGAGCGCUUCCGGCACAUCUGCGAUGAGGUGGACGGCUUGCUGUUUAUGGACAUGGCGCACACCGCCGGCCUCAUCGCAGGUGGGGUGCUCAAGUCGCCUUUUCCGUUUGCCGAUGUGGUGACCACGACGACGCACAAGUCCCUGCGUGGCCCCCGCGCCGGCAUGAUCUUCUACCGCAAGAAGGACCGUCAGGGUAAGCCGACCGACUUCGAAAGCCGCAUCAACCAAGCUGUCUUCCCGGGCAUUCAGGGCGGCCCACACGAGCACCAGAUCGCUGCCAUUGCCACGCAGAUGCGCGAGGUGUGCGGUCCGGAGUGGAAGGCCUACGCGCAGCAGGUGCAAACCAACGCCCGUGCCCUCGGCGCGGCGCUGAUGGCGAAGGGGCACGAGUUUGUGUCCGGCGGCACGGACAAUCAUCUGCUGCUGUGGAACGUGCGGGUGCACGGUCUGACGGGCAGCAAGAUGGAGAAGCUGCUCGACGCCGUCUCCAUCUCCGUCAACAAGAACACCAUUCCCGGCGACAAGAGCGCCAUCACCCCGGGCGGCAUUCGCGUGGGCACGCCGGCGCUCACCUCCCGCGGCAUGAAGGAGGCGGACAUGGCAACGGUGGCCGAGUUCCUGGACCGUGCCGUGACGCUGGCGAAGGAGGUGCAGAAGGACGCCGGCUCCGCCAAGCUGAGCGACUUUGUCGAGGCGCUGGCGACGAACGCGGCGGUGGCCGCGCUGCGCUACGACGUCGAGGAGUUCGCGAUCCAGUUCACCAUGCCGAGCUUCGAUGCGUCGCGCAUCAAGUACAAAGACGGCCUGCCGGAGGAACACUAA